Dermacentor albipictus is the source of this 2900-nucleotide messenger RNA. The record is from RefSeq and is a predicted model, not a curated record. NCBI's taxonomy places the organism in Eukaryota, Metazoa, Arthropoda, Arachnida, Ixodida, Ixodidae.
CUUUGCCAUCAGUCACGUGCCAUGGAUUUUCUUACGCCCUGCCGUGUCCCACACGGAUGACGUUCAUCGCCUGCUGUUCCCCGCGGCUGACCGUCCGUACACUUCUCCUCCAGCCACACAGCUACUGGUUUCCUGGCCAAUGGAGAAACCUGCACGACUCGCCCUGCAGUACGUCGACUGCGCUUCCCCAGCCUUUGCCAUCAGUCACGUGCGAUGGAUUUUCUUACGCCCUGCCGUGUCCCACACGGAUGACGUUCAUCGCCUGCUGUUCCCCGCGGCUGACCGUCCGUACACUUCUCCUCCAGCCACACAGCUACUGGUUUCCUGGCCAAUGGAGAAACCUGCACGACUCGCCCUGCAGUACGUCGACUGCGCUUCCCCAGCCUUUGCCAUCAGUCACGUGCGAUGGAUUUUCUUACGCCCUGCCGUGUCCCACACGGAUGACGUUCAUCGCCUGCUGUUCCCCGCGGCUGACCGUCCGUACACUUCUCCUCCAGCCACACAGCUACUGGUUUCCUGGCCAAUGGAGAAACCUGCACGACUCGCCCUGCAGUACGUCGACUGCGCUUCCCCAGCCUUUGCCAUCAGUCACGUGCGAUGGAUUUUCUUACGCCCUGCCGUGUCCCACACGGAUGACGUUCAUCGCCUGCUGUUCCCCGCGGCUGACCGUCCGUACACUUCUCCUCCAGCCACACAGCUACUGGUUUCCUGGCCAAUGGAGAAACCUGCACGACUCGCCCUGCAGUACGUCGACUGCGCUUCCCCAGCCUUUGCCAUCAGUCACGUGCGAUGGAUUUUCUUACGCCCUGCCGUGUCCCACACGGAUGACGUUCAUCGCCUGCUGUUCCCCGCGGCUGACCGUCCGUACACUUCUCCUCCAGCCACACAGCUACUGGUUUCCUGGCCAAUGGAGAAACCUGCACGACUCGCCCUGCAGUACGUCGACUGCGCUUCCCCAGCCUUUGCCAUCAGUCACGUGCGAUGGAUUUUCUUACGCCCUGCCGUGUCCCACACGGAUGACGUUCAUCGCCUGCUGUUCCCCGCGGAUGACCGUCCGUACACUUCUCCUCCAGCCACACAGCUACUGGUUUCCUGGCCAAUGGAGAAACCUGCACGACCCACCUUGCAGUACGUCGACUGCGCGUAGUUCCCCAGCCUUUGCCAUCAGUCACGUGCCAUGGAUUUUCUUACGCCCUGCCGUGUCCCACACGGAUGACGUUCAUCGCCUGCUGUUCCCCGCGGCUGACCGUCUGUACACUUCUCCUCCAGCCACACAGCUACUGGUUUCCUGGCCAAUGGAGAAACCUGCACGACCCACCUUGCAGUACGUCGACUGCGCGUAGUUCCCCAGCCUUUGCCAUCAGUCACGUGCGAUGGAUUUUCUUACGCCCUGCCGUGUCCCACACGGAUGACGUUCAUCGCCUGCUGUUCCCCGCGGCUGACCGUCCGUACACUUCUCCUCCAGCCACACAGCUACUGGUUUCCUGGCCAAUGGAGAAACCUGCACGACCCGCCCUGCAGUACGUCGACUGCGCGUAGUAUACAACCCUUGUUUCGACACAGUCGCCACUCAAGAUUUGUUCCACCUGCGUAGUAGGCCAUGACGUCCAGUGCUCAACGUAAUGCGGCAAGCCUUGCUCACGAGACAGUUCGUCACAUUGCUGCGCCCGCUGACGUUGAGCUGCAGGAAAAGUCCCUCGCUGCCUGCUCCGUGCUGCCUCGGUGACGCUGCACAACUACGGAGUCGGGACACUAACCCCGAUCUCGACAUCCCUGUGGGAGUUCUUUCCGCCUGGUAGCUGUUUCAUAGCAGUUCGAUAUAGACUAGUAUUGAGGGUACCUGACUGUUUGACGAGCGAACAAAAAAAAUUCCAGGUAACAAGCUGGCUCAUCUGUGGUACAUUUCUCACUCAAUCUGGAUGUUGGUGCACGUUAAUUCAUACCCUAUGCAUUCGCAAUAGUACGCUGAUGCUGGUUAGCAUUGUGAAGUUGCGCGCGCGUAUGUGUUCGUAUGAGCAUGCGUGUGUGUGUUUCUGCAUGUAUGUUGUCUAUUAUGCGCCCGUGCGACUUCGAUCACUUCAUCUCGUUGUUGGCAUAUUUUUAGCUGUGUGCGUUCUCACUUCUUCCGUGGAAUUCUUGGUGGCUGGCCUCGUCUAAUCUGUAAAUUCUUCAGAAAGCUCGUUGAUUGUUCCGCAGUGAUGGUCGCCAAUCUUUUCUAAAAUCCUUCCAGCUUUGCUCUGGGCGUUCCCCUUAAUUGAAGGGCGUCCAGUGGUGUACUGGCUGUGGCCCUUGCCUCGUCGACUUUUCUAAUCCAAGGGGUCUCUGUUGGUUGUUUUCUUUGUCCAUAUCGUCCUUGUUUAUCAAGUUAUUCAUCAUGGCUAAUGCGAAGCAUCAGCGUACCGUUACAAAGAGCAUAUGGCGUGAUUAAAGGCAACUAAACAUUUCCGUUAGCUUGUGAACAUCAUGCUUAUCAGCUUGAUGACUGUAGUUCUGGCGUGGCACCAUGCUUAGUUUAAAAACCUGUCUAGUUAUUAUUCAUGUUAGCGGUAAAGCUGCGUACCACUGCACAGCGAAGCAAAGCAGAUCCUGAACCUCCCUUCAGCAAGAUUAGACAUUGAUCGGAUGCCACCACCGUACGUGCCUGCGAUGUGACGUCUUGAUCAUUGUUUCAUCACCGUUGCUUUUGUACUUCACUGUUCACUGCCCUGUGUAAACUUACCUGCUUGAAUUCACUUGUACUUUUCUGUAACAUGUACUUGCUGUACAAUGUUCACUGGAACUUAAUAAAAUGACGAAGGUGUUCUUUUGCUUUGGGUAUAUUUCCCCUGUGUGGAGAACAUUGUACAGUUGUAAACAUUUUGACUUUUUUCGUAGUGCAUAUUGUCAACUCGGCGUUCACU